ACACACACACACUCGCUACACCAAACCUUUGGAACUCGCAAAAUCCACACGACCGAACCCUUCAACCUCACCUGUCGACAAACUCCGCGCUACCGUCUUGACCGCGCAACCCCCGUCAAGAUGAAGCUCAACAUUUCCUACCCGGCCAAUGGGUCGCAGAAGAUCGUCGAGGUCGACGAUGAGCGCAAGCUGCGCCCCUUCAUGGAGAAGCGCAUGGGCACCGAAGUUGUCGGUGACUCCCUCGGCGAUGAGUUCAAGGGUUACCUGUUCAAGAUCACCGGUGGUAACGACAAGCAAGGUUUCCCCAUGAAGCAGGGUGUUCUCCUCCCCACCCGUACCCGUCUGCUCCUCGCCGACGGCCACAGCUGCUACCGCCCCCGCCGCACUGGUGAGCGCAAGCGCAAGUCCGUCCGUGGUGCCAUCACCGGUCUGGACCUCUCCGUCCUUGCCCUCUCCAUCCUCAAGCAGGGUGAGCAGGAGCUCCCCGGCCUGACCGACACCGUCGUCCCCAAGCGCCUGGGUCCCAAGCGUGCCACCAAGAUCCGCAGCUUCUUCGGUCUUGACAAGAAGGACGACGUCCGCAAGUUCGUCAUCCGCCGCACCGUCACCAAGGAGGGCAAGCAGGACUACACCAAGGCCCCCAAGAUCCAGCGUCUGGUUACUCCCCAGCGUCUGCAGCGCAAGCGUCACCGCAUUGCCAUCAAGCGCCGUGCCGCUGAGGCCGGCCGCGAGGCUGCCAACGACUACGCCAAGCUCCUGGCCAACCGUGUCCACGAGGAGAAGGCCAAGCGUGACGAGCUCCGCAAGCGGAGGGCUUCGUCUAUGCGGAAGUAAAUCUACACUACGGUGUAGUAAUUCAUUUCCGUGGGGAUGUUUAAUCGAGGGGAGCUUCACGUUACUGGGAUGAUUGAGGGAUUCACAAAAAAAAAGAAGAUCACUCCCAGCAACGCGGAUAUGUCUGAUACGAAAAAGGGCUUAAAAAAGUAUGGGGGAUCAGGUUUUAGCGUAUAAGGCGAAUGGUUUGAUCACCCUACCCCGAGAUGCUACUGUGAUUCGGGCCUCGGGGCGAUGCAUCUGUGCUGAACCUAUCUUUUGACUACCCUUUUUUGAAUGGAGUGCAUGCCAAUUUCAA
Penicillium longicatenatum is the source of this 1132-nucleotide messenger RNA. Its product is annotated as 40S ribosomal eS6 domain-containing protein. Gene Ontology annotation, biological process: translation. The annotation marks the transcript as partial. Gene Ontology annotation, molecular function: structural constituent of ribosome. NCBI's taxonomy places the organism in Eukaryota, Fungi, Ascomycota, Eurotiomycetes, Eurotiales, Aspergillaceae. Gene Ontology annotation, cellular component: ribosome. The record is from RefSeq and is a predicted model, not a curated record. The transcript is spliced from 6 exons.